UAAUUUAUUUAUUAACUCUAGAAGUUAUUUGCAUUUUCGCAUAGUUCGCACAUUGCGCACUGCAUAAAAACUUGGGGCUAUCAUCGCUGCUCGCUUAACCAUCAGGAAUUGAUUGCUUUCACAUGGAUAGCAAUUCGGUGAGUCCCCUGCCGCCGCUGACGCUGAUGGAAAACGAGAAGACGCCGCCCGGCACGCCCAACGGCACUGAAAUGCCACCGCCGCCAGAUGAAAAACGUUAUGAGGAGGAUCCAGACAAUGCGUGGAACUGUUGUUCCUGGUGUGAAUAUUUAUUAAUUGUUAUACUCUCUACCAUAUUGCUAGUGGGUGUCUUGAUAUUGGCACUCUUUUGGGUAAUGUUCUAUCGCGGAGGCUUUGCCUGGUCAGACAAGCCAUUGAAGCAAUUCAAUUUGCAUCCCAUUUUGAUGAUAGCGGGCUUUGUAACGCUCUCUGGAUUCUCUACUUUAGUUUAUCGACUGUGCCGCUGCGUCAAGCACAUCUAUGUGAAAUUGAUUCACAUGUUCUUUCAUGCUGCUGCAAUACCCUGUAUUAUUAUGGGCUUCGUCUCCGUGUUCGAUUCGCACAAUGCAUUAGCCAAGUUGAACUUUUAUAGCCUGCAUUCAUGGCUGGGCUUCGUGACAAUGGGCAUGUUUCUGAUGCAAUUCGUAAUUGGCUUCUUUACAUUUCUGGUGCUGCUCUGCUGUGACAAUAAAACCUAUAGCUGUCGCUCAGCCAUGGUGCCGAUACACGCCAGCCUGGGCUUGGCCAAUUUCUGGCUGGCCAUAGCCACCGCCGUGACGGGCAUCAUUGAGAAGGAGCGCGAAACUGCCAAGGAUCCCACAUUGAGUGACGAUAAUCGCCUGAUUGAACAUUAUAUAACAACUGCGUUGGGAGUUACUCUCGUUAUUAUUGGUAUCAUUGUUACCUUUGCCGUGCGAAGAACCAAUGCGCCUGCCUCUGCCAAAGUCUAUGUAACAGAACGCAUUUAGAUUGUGGCCAAGAGCCACUCCCCCGACUACGGCCGCCUGCCACAGCCAGUGUUUUUAUAGAGCUGAA
Molecule: messenger RNA, 1053 nt
Organism: Drosophila hydei
Lineage: Eukaryota; Metazoa; Arthropoda; Insecta; Diptera; Drosophilidae
Gene: nemy
Product: cytochrome b reductase 1
Exons: 6
Coding region: 123-986 (287 amino acids)
Molecular function (GO): oxidoreductase activity
Source: RefSeq, a predicted model, not a curated record